Monosiga brevicollis MX1 is the source of this 1143-nucleotide messenger RNA. RefSeq lists its product as uncharacterized. The record is from RefSeq and is a predicted model, not a curated record. The coding region runs from base 52 to 1080 and encodes 342 amino acids. Lineage: Eukaryota; Choanoflagellata; Craspedida; Salpingoecidae. The transcript is spliced from 6 exons.
CUUUAUUGAAAGACCCCGACGGAGGCGCUCAACUGGAUUGAUACCUCAAAGAUGGCGGCCAAUCAAGACAAGGUGCUGGUCACUGGCGGGCAGGGCUUUCUUGGAGCUUGGAUCGUCAAGCAGCUCAUCGAGGCUGGGGCUCAUCCCAUCAUCUUUGACCUGCGGCAAAGCGAUGACAUUCUUCGCCAGGUGCUGAGCGAGGAACAGUUUGCUGGCCUCGAGCGCCACUAUGGUGACAUUGCCGAUCCGGAGCAGUUCAAGACCCUAGUUCUGGCCAGCAAGCCGUCUGCCAUCAUUCACCUGGCAGGCCUACAGAUCCCCACCUGCAAGGUCAACCCGGUUUUGGGAGCGCAAGUCAAUGUCAUCGGUACCCUCAAUGUCUUUGAGGCUGUCCGCCUCCUCGCUGCCGAAACUGGCCAGUCCCCAAUCCGUAUCGCCUACGCCUCGUCUGCCGCCGUCCUGGGCCCCAAGGCUGACUACACCAACCCACCCGUGCCAGACGACUUCUACCACAAACCUGCCACCAUCUACGGCGUCUUCAAGCUUGCCAACGAGGGCUCCGCUCGCCUCUAUUGGCAAGACCACAAAAUCCCCAGCGUCGGCCUGCGGCCUCUGACUUGCUUCGGCGUGGGCCGUGAAAUCGGCCUCACCUCGGCACCAACCAAAGCCAUCAAGGCCACCAUCGUGGGUCAGCCCUAUGUGUGCAGCGUCACUGGCACGACCGGCUUUAGCUAUGUCAAGGACGUCGCACGAGCGUUUAUUGGUGCGGCCUUCUCUACCUCCGACGGUGCCCCCGUGUUUAACAUCCGAGGCGAAGUCACGUCAGCCGAAGAAUUCAUCGACUACGUUCGCCAAAUCCUUCCAGCCGCUGAAAAGCUCAUUACAAUCGAUGGCCGUGAAGUCCCCAUCAUGGCUGACGUCGACGAAACGGGCUUGCAGACCAUGCUGGCCAGCGUCCCUGCCCCUUAUGGUCUCACCGGAGCCUUCCCGACUCCUCUCCCCGAUGCCAUUCGCGAAACGGCGGAGCACUUUCAGCGCUUGCAGGCUGAGAACCGUCUCCACGUGCGCGACUUGGAGUAAACCGCCCUUGGCAACACCCCCUUGGACCCACGCCUGUCUAGCCAAUUGACACCUCUAGCCUUC